AUGGCCACAAAGUCCGACACACGCCCCCAGGCGGGUGCUCUGGACAUCCGCGUCGAAGACUACCUUGACGACAAGCUCCAAUCCACGACCGAUCUCGAAAACCUCGACUCCUUGCUUGCCAAUGUCGAGGUUCAGCGGAGCCAGCUUCAAAGCCAGCUUGACAAUGCGAUCAAGCAGCUCGACGAGGCUCGUCGCACUUCAGAUGACCGCCAGUCAUCGCUUUCUCAGCGUAUCCAUGACUUUCAAGAGCUACAGCGUAGCAUUGACAUUCGUGUCAAGAUCGCUGCGGCCUCGGAUGCACCCAACCAAGCCAUCGCCAGACUACAGAGGCCCAUGAAGAAGCUCCAGACAAUCGAACUUGCGCAGAAAUAUUUGGUGCUUCUACAAGAUGUUGAAAAACUGCGAACCGAAGCACGCUCAUAUCUCCCUGAGAGUCCUAAAGCUGCGCUAGAGCCGUACUCGAAGUUGAAGCAGCUUUCAAGACGGUUGGAGGAGCUUUCCGGGCCUGCCGACGAUGCGGCAGUGCAUCUUUUGAACCAUGUUCGCAGCGUCACCGAGACGCUCUGGGAAGAGAUGAAGAAGAUUAUGUCGAGCGAGCUGGAGGCCAUACUGAGCAAGAGAUCGUGGCCAAUGGUGGAUCCGACCUCAGAAAUGGACGAAGAGUGGCUUGCUUGCUUCGAGAAGCUAAUCGAUCUUCAAAUCCCUGAGGUUACUCUGAGCAAGGCGACUGUCAGUCUCCUACCUUUUGAUGUUAUGAGUCGGAUAUUCAUCUCAGAGUUCCGCUUCCACUUCUUCAGCGACAAGCCGACGAGCAAGCCUGAGGCGAUAGGGACGCACUGUUUCCCCUGGUUUCUGGCAACUAUAGAAAAAUGGGAAGGUUUCUUCCGAGACAAUCUAGGCUUCACUCUGGCAGAUAAGUUCCGUGAUACGCCAGCUGCCAAUAGCUUGGUGUACGUUGACCCAGUUUGUGCCUUCAUUACUAGUAUGCUCCCUGUCAUGAGAGAGAAAGUCAAGGCUGUGGUAGCAGAUGCUGCGAAGGAUCCAACCUUUCUUAGUAGCCUCAUGGGCCAGCUGAUGACGUUCGAUGAGAACGUUCGUUCAAAAUUCAACUACGACGGAGGCAACCCGGAGCAGGGCUGGCCUGGUUUGGCCUCGGAGAUCUUAGAGGACUGGUUCGAGCCGUGGUUCCAGGCUGAAAAGGCCUUUGCAAUGGAGCGUUUCCAGGCUAUAAUGGACACGCCAGACGCGCGGAACAUAGACUACGACUACACCAGCGCUGGAAAGACCAAGCCUACGUUUGGAGCGGUGCGAGUCACCGACUUGCUGAAGUCGAUCACGACGCAGUACGAAAGGGUCCGCACCUUCAAGCACAAGAUUCGCUUUUUGAUAGGUAUUCAGCUUGAUAUCUUGGAUGAGUUCCAUGAUCGCCUUCGUGGCUCACUUGAAGCCUAUCAAGCCCUUACGUCAACUGUUGGUAGGACUCUCCAUGGGGUGACGAAGGAACAGCUUGCGGCUCUCGAAGGCACAGGUGCCCUAGAGUCACUAUGUAAGGUAUAUGGUAGUGCUGACCACGUUGUCAACACACUUAAGGACUGGAGUAACGAGGAGUUCUUCGUUACCCUAUGGGAUCAGCUCCAGGCUCGUGCAACCAAAGAUGGCGAGCCUUCGAGGAUGUCUGGCGACAUGAGCUAUGAGGAGGUCAAAGAUCGUACUUCCACGGCGGUUGGCGCCGAUACGGACGAUGGUAUUCUGUUCGAUGAGACGAUUGCUGCAUAUAGUCUCCGACGCAAGACGGCGCAGGACUUUUUGGUCAAUGCUCUUUCCGACUCUCACUACAAGGCCUUCCGAGCCUAUGCGACGCGCACUCAGUGGACAACCAUUAGUGACGGUGGUUCAGAAAUUGACCCCUCACAGCUUGCCAUCACGCCCGAACUGGAUGAGCCAUUGAGAAUUUUGAAACGCAACCUCGAUUUUCUGGUGAAGGCCAUCGGCACCGCGCCUUUCCGCCGUACAUGGCGUUCCACUCUUGACAAGCUCCAAGAUCUGCUAUGGGGAGAGGUCCUUAUGAGGGCGAGCUUCACAGCAUUUGGUGCCGCUCAAUUCACCCGCGAUGUCAAUGCUAUCUUUUCAUUGAUUGAGAGAUACAUUCCGAAUGGAGUAGCUUCGAUGGCGAGCUUGGUUGACGCCUUGAAGCUUCUUAAUCUCCCCACAGAGCCUGCAGAGGGUGCGCUGUCACUGAAAGAGGCAACUGAUCGAGUGUUCACAGACAACACUGAAGCAAAGAAGACGCUGGAAGAGCUGGAUAUUGACACGCUCACCCCGGCAAACGCGAGGCACAUUCUACAGCGCAGGGUUGAGAACAAAGAAUAG
Molecule: messenger RNA, 2370 nt
Organism: Colletotrichum truncatum
Lineage: Eukaryota; Fungi; Ascomycota; Sordariomycetes; Glomerellales; Glomerellaceae
Product: rint-1 family protein
Biological process (GO): endoplasmic reticulum to Golgi vesicle-mediated transport; regulation of ER to Golgi vesicle-mediated transport; retrograde vesicle-mediated transport, Golgi to endoplasmic reticulum
Cellular component (GO): Dsl1/NZR complex
Source: RefSeq, a predicted model, not a curated record